AUGGCUGGAGAAACUUACUUGCGGGAUCCAAAGCCACUUCCAAACACUUCUAUGCCAGGCACGUUUGAAGAAAAGGAAGAUGAAAAGUGCGACACGGAAACCGGGAGUGGUGUGACGGCCUCCGUGGGGGUUUUGUGCCACCCACAGCAGAGCGAGGAAGCAGCCCACAUGGUCACGCUGGCAGAGGAAGCAUUCUGCAUGCAGGAGAUGCCGCUCUGUCCCGGGGCUGGGCUGCCGGCGGUGACCCCGAAGCUGCGGCAGCUGCAGCUGCCCGGCUGGCUGGCAGCCACGGAAGGCGAGCCACAGAUGCAGCACUCACAGCGAUGCAGCCCCGCCAGUGAGAACGGCUCGGUCUACCUUUGCCCCAAGGCCUGGGUCCAGCCGACCUUCACGCUCGCCGCCAAGGCUCGGGUUGUCAUCACCGGCUGCCUCUUUGUGGUGGCCGCGUGCAACAACUCUGCCGUCUUCUACAGCGUCUCGAGGAAGAGACAGAAGUCUCACGUGCAGCGGCUCAUCCGGAACCUGGCAGCGGCGGACUUGCUGGUGACCGUGACGGUCAUGCCGCUGGACGCCGCGUGGAACGUCACGGUCCAGUGGUACGCCGGAGACGCGCUUUGCAGGUUCCUGAACUUCCUCAAGCUCUUUGCCAUGUACUCGGCCGCGCUGGUGCUUGUGGUGAUCAGCUUGGACCGGCAUGCCGCGAUCGUCCACCCGCUUUCUUUUGCCAGUUCCAGCCGCCGGAAUCGCAUGAUGCUUUGCAUCGCGUGGACACUCAGCCUCUUGCUGGCCUCUCCCCAGCUCUUCCUCUUCCACCUGCACACCAUCCCAGGGGUCAAUUUCACUCAGUGUGUGACGCACGGAAGUUUCAAGGAGCACUGGCAGGAGACCACCUACAACAUGUUCACCUUCGCCAGCCUCUACGUCACCCCACUGUGUGUAAUGAUCAUUUGCUACACCCGCAUCUUAGCGGAGAUUAGCAAGCAACUGAAAAUUAACCAAGGCCUGGCCAGGGGGAAGGACGACCACAUCUCCAAGGCUCGCAUGAAGACGCUCAAGAUGACGAUCGUCAUAGUGGCAUCUUUCAUCAUUUGCUGGACCCCUUAUUACCUCCUGGGUUUGUGGUACUGGUUCCAGCCGGACAUGAUCCAUAAGAUGCCGGAAUACAUCGGCCACUUCCUGUUCCUCUUUGGCUUGCUGCACACCUGCACGGACCCCAUCAUCUACGGGCUCUACACACCAUCGUUCCGCGAGGACAUGAGGCUCUGCCUUGGCACGUUGAAAUUAACUCUGACGCACACGGAAAAGGCCCUCGGGUCUGUCUCGGAGAUGAACAAUAAAGACUCUCGGGAUCGUGGCCAGGCACCGUCAAGUGCUUCCAGUGGCGCAGCACUCACUGUAUUAUAG
Molecule: messenger RNA, 1404 nt
Organism: Varanus komodoensis (Komodo dragon)
Lineage: Eukaryota; Metazoa; Chordata; Lepidosauria; Squamata; Varanidae
Gene: GNRHR
Product: gonadotropin releasing hormone receptor
Exons: 6
Coding region: 1-1404 (467 amino acids)
Biological process (GO): G protein-coupled receptor signaling pathway
Cellular component (GO): membrane
Molecular function (GO): peptide binding; gonadotropin-releasing hormone receptor activity
Source: RefSeq, a predicted model, not a curated record